Molecule: messenger RNA, 2582 nt
Organism: Haliotis rubra (blacklip abalone)
Lineage: Eukaryota; Metazoa; Mollusca; Gastropoda; Lepetellida; Haliotidae
Exons: 15
Coding region: 78-1955 (625 amino acids)
Source: RefSeq, a predicted model, not a curated record
CGUCUUGCGUGCAAUGUACAUCUAUCUAUUGUCAAAUCUCAUGCUGACCUAGUUAUUUGGACUGGCCGAUCCACAGAAUGUUGAAUCUCCUCAUCGUGUGUCUACUCUGUGUGCCGGUUCUCUCGGUGCUACAUGGGAAAGAUGACAGUGUGUGUACUCCCCCGCAAAACACAAACACAGGCCCGACUCGACCUAAGCUCCCGUCGGUGUACUCCGUGCACACUGAAUGCAACAUCCUCAACAACCAGAACACCGUCGACUCUCAGGAAUGGUACGACGGCAGCAACAACAGGGCAUUGGUGUCACAGACAUCCCAAGGGCUGAGAGCUCUGGGCUACUACUACUACAACGACAACGAGCUGCUUGUUAUCAACCCUCAGCCAGCUUCCGGAAAUCCGACCUGCAAAGUCCAGGAUCUCGCGACAUCCGACAACAACUUCAUGUUUGGGCUGCAGAGGUUCAGGAAUGGCUCUGACGGAACUUACCCGGCAGGUAGCGCUUUCGAGUUUGGCGGGAACAUCCCCGAGAUGUACCUAGGUCGCCAGACGGUGAGAGGUAUCCAGACGGACGCGUGGAAGUCAUGUGUCUACUGGAAGUCGCUGGACUCCACUAUGAACGUCACGUGGUACUACACAGCUCAGAACAUAUGGCAGACGGCGUCCAACACGAAACAGGUGCCUGUGCGAUGUCACGUGACCGGAAGACGCUUCACGGAUGCCACAACAUCCUACGACUUUGAUCACAUCUACGAGUUCUCGGAUUUUCUCCCUUACAUUGACCUCGGUCCAAAAGUCUUCGAGGUGCCAGACAACACUAUCUGCCCGGGGAGGAAGAACACCAAGCCCUUGCCCCAGUUCGGCAUGUAUUUCAAGAUGAAGUCAGAGCUGAUUGUCCCAACAUCCAGCUUUGUAACCUUCAUGUGGGAAUGGUAUGACUUCUCCACGAAGAUGUCCAAGUUCCAGUACCGGCCGGUGCCGACGGCGUCUACGUACCGCACCAACAUGGUGUCCGAGAUACACGACUACAACACCGGCACAGCCUAUGUGAUCGACACCGUGGACGGCAACUGCACUGUCCACGCCAUCACUGGUUUGGACUCUGUGAAGGUUGACCCCACUCACGUCAAGAUGGUGUCAACACAAGAUUUUCAACACUCUGUGACCGGAACUCUAGCCUACGACGGGGUGAGGGCAGUGCGUGGUAUUGACUGCGACGUGUGGGUGGAGGAACGGAACGACUGGCCAGCUCCUGGGUCGGGGGUCAACUCGACGUGGGAGUUCCUGUACGCCACCCCGAUUUGGUUGUCUCAACAUGGCUACGGGAACAACUCGAUACUUCCGGUCCAGCUGUCAAUCGCCGCGGCAUCGUUACCUUUCUACUCCACCUACAACAUCUACGAAUACGACGACGAUGAGCCGUCCCUCCUCGACUUUGACAUCACGCCAUGUUUCGGCCCCACCCACAAGAAGGAUAUGAAGUUUGUCCUGCCAGCUCAGUACAGCAAACUCGUGUCAGAUGAAAUGACGAUGUUCCGGUAUUUCAUCUUGGUGACGGUGGCGGGUUACACAACCGUCUCCCCCAUCAGAAUAACAAACAUUCAGGUGAGCUUCCUGGAUAGUAAGGAUGUCUUGGUGUCAUUCCGACUCCUGGACAAGGCUCCACUACCCGGCGAUGUUGUUAACCCCGCGACUCAGCUGUCGCUGGAGGACGCUGUUGACAUCCUCAAGUACGGCAUUAACUCCGGCAACUUCACCAUCAACAUCAACGGAGUGAUUAUGAAGCCACGCCCCUACUCUGUGAGUUCUAAAGACACGGUAAUAGUGGAACAUCCCUGGAAGAAUGUCAAACUGGAGUAUGCAGGAGGGAGCGUGGUCGGCCUGGGUGUAGGAAUGCUGGUCGUGGCAUUUGGCAUCGGUUUCGUCGUCUAUAUGGUCAUCAAGAAGAGACGCUCGUGAAGCAACUGCUGGAGGACUAUCUGGAACGGUUGUACAUUUCCUGUGACGGGUGUUUACAAUUUUGUGAUGGAUGAGAAAGACCGGAACAACGUCCUUUGGUCAACCAAAAGCAGGUUAUAGUUGAAGUUAGAUAAAUGUACACCAAAAUACGGUUAUAACGAGGACCACUCAUACUGGAUCGUUAUAACGGAUCAGUUAAAGGAUAUAGCAGAUGCUCGGGACAAAUACAACAGCUCGUUAUAUCCGUCAGUUCGUAUUAAGCGUGUUUGUUAUAAACGUUGUUUACUCUAGUUUUAAUGAUCAUCCGACACAUUAUGUAAACAUGCUUAUAUGGCUUUAGGGGUGUAAAUCGCUAGUUGGUGGUAUUUAAAGUGACACAAAAAGAACUGUUUUUUCGAUGUUGGUGUAUUUGAUAUUGAUUUCAUGUCCCUAUGUUUUGUACACAAGUGUUUCUGUGAUCUUUGACCAUUACGCAAGGUAACGUUUUCACAACGCUUGCAAUUGUUCUGCUGAAUCGACUUUUGACGUGCAUACUUUCUUCUUUUCGGCAGACUAGAUACAAGUAUUAUUGUGUAACAUUAUGCUAAUAAAUGUAUUAUACUCCAAUGAAAUAAAUAUAUGUUUGAA